Molecule: messenger RNA, 5204 nt
Organism: Cyprinodon tularosa
Lineage: Eukaryota; Metazoa; Chordata; Actinopteri; Cyprinodontiformes; Cyprinodontidae
Gene: f8
Product: coagulation factor VIII, procoagulant component
Exons: 27
Coding region: 53-4855 (1600 amino acids)
Molecular function (GO): copper ion binding; oxidoreductase activity
Source: RefSeq, a predicted model, not a curated record
GACCCAGCUACUGUUUGACACUGGGUUACUGGAAAGUGCGCACAUAGAGAGGAUGAGGACUCUGCUUUUGCUGCUGCCGCUGCUGCUCUGUCCCCCCGCCGGGGGGGCUCAGCGGCCCCCCGAGGCUGUCAGAGAGUACUUCAUAGCAGCAGUAGAGAUUGGUUGGGACUACAUCCACCUGGCAGAUGGGGACCGUGCACCGGGUCAAAGAGGGGGAUUUAAAGCUAUUACUCAAAAAUACAUCAAGGCAGUCUACAGGGAGUACACAAAUGCUACAUUCACUAUCCCCAGACCGAGACCAGCCUGGACAGGUAUUCAGGGCCCGGUGAUCGUGGCCCAGGCUGGUGAAAGAGUGGUGGUCCACUUCAAGAACCUGGCAUCUCAGCCUUACAGCAUCAGCCCUGUGGGAAUCACCUACUGGAAGCAGUCUGAAGGAGCUGGUUAUGAUGACUCCACAGCAGGCCAGGAGAAGGAGGAUGAUGCAGUCCCACCCGGUGGAUAUUAUAAGUAUAUCUGGGACAUCAGCCCCAACGAUGGCCCGACCAUCAGUGACCCGGACUGCCUCACAUACUCCUACUCCUCCCAAGUGGACACGGUCCGUGACAUGAAUUCUGGACUCAUCGGAGCCCUUCUCAUCUGCAAACCGAGUGCGUUUACAGAGGACGGCCAGAGGAAAUUCCAAGCAUUUGUCCUUCUGUUUGCUGUAUUUGAUGAGACCAAAAGCUGGUAUGGAGAAGUGGGGGAGAGGAUGAGCAGGGAGAAGUUUAGAAGAAGCGAUGGCAGGAAGGAAUAUCACACCAUCAAUGGAUAUGUCAACUCCACUUUAUCUGGUUUAACAGUGUGUCAAGGCUAUGAUCCGGUGUUUUGGCAUAUGAUUGGGUUAGGCACUACGCCCGAGAUCCAUUCCCUCCGCUUCCAGGAUCACACGCUGCAGGUGCUAAACCAUCGUAAAGUCACAGUGGAAGUGACUCCAAUGACUUUCGUCACUGCAGAAAUGAGACCUGCAACUAUAGGCCGGUUCCUCAUCAGCUGUCAGAUCCAUGCGCAUCGCUAUGAUGGCAUGAAUGCGCUGUUCACGGUGGAGAAAUGCCCCGAUCCCGUCCCCAAGGAUCUGCGACAUGUCAAAACAGAUGAUGAUUACGACGGAGGUGAUGAAGAAGACGGGUUUAGUUACAAUGCAAUUCAGUUUCUACCUAAGGGACCACAAUUGCAGGCCAGAUCUGGCGGAGGACAGCAGUCCGGCAUAUGGAGGCAUUUUAUUGCUGCUGAGGAAGUCACCUGGAACUAUGCUCCUCACCUGAAUCCCACAGACAGUGAGUUGCAGUCCAGAAAUUUGCCUCCAUCUCCACACCACCAUGGAUACACAUAUAAAAAGGUUAUGUUUGUGGAAUACACUGAUGAAUUCUUUACUGAGAAGAAAAAUCCCUCUGAGUCACUGCUGGGUCCCAUUUUGAAAGGAAGAGUCAACGAUAAAAUCUAUAUUAUUUUCAAAAACUUAGCCAGUCGCCCAUUCAAUAUCUACCCCAAUGGUCUUACCAAGGUCCUUCCAUUCGAUGUUAAUGCUGCUGUGCAUGACCUGCGCUCAUUGGGAAUUCCUCCCAACAAGACAUUUGUCUACAUCUGGAAGAUUACCUCUGAUGACGGACCCUUGGAAGGAGACCCCCAGUGUCUGACUCAGCUGUAUCAAAGCACCAUCUCCCCAGAGCAGGACCUGGCCUCUGGGUUGGUGGGUACCCUGCUCAUCUGCAAGUCCAACGCCAUCGGCACCAGAGGAAAUCUGCAAAGUGGAGACAAGAAGCAGAGUCUGAUAUUUACUGUGUUUGAUGAGAACAGAAGUUGGUACUUUAAGGAAAACAUGCAGAGGUCAGUUCUAAGCUCCUACAACACCAGCGACCCAGAGUUCUACAAGUCCAACGUCAUCUAUAGUAUAAACGGCAUCAUGUUUAGCAAGCGUCAGUUUGUCAUGUGUCAGACGGAUGUCUCUCUCUGGCAUGUGGCCAACGUGGGAACCAGGAGCGAGUUCCUCUCCGUAUAUUUUACGGGAAACCUGUUUCAGUACCAAGGCCUCUACCAGUCUGUCCUUACCCUCUUCCCCAUGACGGCUGUUACUAUUCCCAUGGAGACAGAGGUGAUCGGUGAGUGGGAGAUAAGUGCCUUCGACAGCAACCUCAGGAGCCGGGGAAUGAGCAUCCGUUACACUGUCCGUCCCUGCAACGAUGUAACGUAUUCUCUGGUCGACAAUGACUUGACUUAUGAAGAUAUCUCUGAGUAUGUGGACAGGAUAGAUCAGCCAAGGGGCUUGAGACCUGAAAAUGGCACAGUGUUGGUUCGGGAGUGCAGGAACUCUGCCGUCAACAACACCAGUGACCAAAAUGUGACUUUGGUCAGAGAUAAGGAGGCCCUUUGUAAACUAAGGAGAGUGCCAGUGGCGUCGGUGAAAAGAGAACAAGUUUCUACAGACGAAGGGAUCCCAGAAGAUAUCCUGGCGAAAGUAGAGAGAGACGGGAGUUGGAAAGCUCCUGAAAAUCAGAACCAAGCAAAAGACAACAGAGGUGGGAGGCAGAAACGAGAGGCAGGUGGGAACUGGACACAAAACAACGACAUCUCCCUAAACGCCAAAGCAUCAACGGGAGAAAAGAUCCCACCUGGAAACACAAUCUCUCCAAAAGAGGACAUGAGUGAAAACUACAUCUAUUCUGAUUCUGAGAGUCUUUUAGAUGAUAUGUUGGACGUUGACUACAACUUAACUGAUGGCAACACAACAGAGGUCAAUCUAUCCUUAGACUAUGAUGACUACAACAACUACAACAGUGAGGGGAAUGCUUCAUCAGAAACAUUUGGCACAGAGUUAUACGGCCCCCGCUCUGGAGAAACAAGACCCCGUCACUACUACAUCGCUGCAGAGGAAAUCACCUGGGAUUAUGGCAUCAAAACACCAUACCAGCUCAUUAAGCCCAGGGAGAUGCGAAGGGGGAUGAGAAAAUUUCUUCCAGAAUAUAAGAAGGUGGUUUAUCGUGCUUACACGGAUAAAACCUUCAAGCAGCCAGUCUAUCGAGGAGAGCUUCAAGAACACUUGGGAAUCAUGGGACCUGUUAUCAGAACUGAAGUCUAUGAUCUCCUCACAAUUACCUUUAAAAACAAUGCAAACAGGCCCUACUCUCUUCAUCUUCAUGGGGUAUAUGACCGAAACCAACAGGCUGGCCUCAUACAAAACAACGGGCCUCCUGCUGUUCCUGGAGAACCUGUUCCUCCUGGAAAGACUCAGGUUUAUUACUGGAAAAUAAACAAGAAACAAGGACCCUCAGAUCCGGAGUUUGACUGCAAGACUGGAGCCUACUACUCCACUGUGGACAAGGAAAGGGACAUUCAUUCUGGUCUGAUCGGUCCACUUGUGAUCUGUAAGCCUGCAACCCUGCAGAAUAACAUCAACACCCAGCCAGGUAUCCAGGACUUCUCCCUGCUCUUCCACACCUUUGAUGAAACUAAAAGCUGGUACCAUGAAGAGAAUCUGCUGAGGUACUGCGCUCCCCCCUGUCAGGCCAACACAGAGGAUCCAUGGUACCACACUAGCAAUAAGUUUGCAGCAAUAAAUGGUUAUGUGGCCGAGACUCUACCUGGUUUGAUUGUGGCCCAGCAUCAGCCAGUGAGAUGGCACCUUCUAAACGUCGGAGGUGACAGAGAGUACCAUGCAGUCCACUUCCACGGUCUGCCUUUCACUGUCCACGCUACACAAGAACACCGAAUGGGGGUCUUCAGCCUUUUUCCUGGUGUUUUUGGGACGGUGGAGAUGAGACCCCCCACUGUGGGGACAUGGCUGGUGGAGUGCACUAUCGGAGACUACCAGCUGGCUGGGAUGAGAGCCAAACUCUUGGUCUAUGAUCCACGAUGUGUCUUACCUCAGGGAAUGAAAUCAGGGCGGAUCGAAGACUCCCAGAUUACUGCAUCAGAUCACAGCGGUAACUGGGAGCCAAAGCUGGCCAGGCUCGAUAUGACUGGUUACUACAACGCCUGGAUGGGAAAAGGCACCAGAUCAUGGCUUCAGGUUGAUCUGCUGAGGCCCACCCUGCUGCAUGGUAUACAGACUCAGGGGGUGAGCUCAAAGCUCAGGGACCACUACACGGCCAUCUUUAGUGUCUCCUACAGCAUCGACCGAGAGACCUGGACAACUUACAGAGGAAACAGCUCAAAUUCCAAAAAGAUAUUUCGUGGCAACCUGGACAGCACUAAGGUGAAGGACAACAGCUUCUCUCCACCGUUUGUGGCUCGCUACGUCAGGAUUCAUCCACACGGCUAUAAGCAGAAACCGGCUCUAAGGCUGGAGCUGCUUGGAUGUGAUCUUAACAGUUGCUCUUUGCCUCUGGGUCUUGAGAAGGGGUUGAUUCCAGACAGCAGCUUAAAUGCCUCUUCGUUCUAUUGGUCUUUCACGAGAAGCUGGAGACCCAGCCUGGCUCGCCUCCACCAGAGCGGCGGAGCCAACGCCUGGAGACCAAAGAAUAACAACCCCCAUGAGUGGCUGCAGGUGGAUUUGGGGAAGAUCAAACGGGUCACAGGUGUCAUCACUCAAGGCGCACGUUCGAUGCUGACCCAGAUGAUGGUGACGGAGUUUUCAGUCACAUUCAGUCAGGAUGGACAUUCCUGGAGCAGCGUGCUGGAGAAGAGCUCUCAGAGAGAAAGGAUCUUCACAGGCAACGACGAUCCAGACGAGGAAGCUUUAACGGUUUUCGAGCCUCCUUUGUUCGCCCACUACCUUCGUAUCCACCCACGGGGCUGGGUUAAUGACAUCGCCCUCCGCCUGGAGGUGUUGGGCUGCGACACACAGCAGGGGGUCGGACGGCAGAGGACCAACACGCCGUAGCCGGGCAGAUUUAACCCCACCUGUUUUAUUUCUUUGGAGAAUGAGCUAUGUAGUGCACUUAAGUUAUGGCUGUAGCUGUUUUUUUUUUCCUGUAGCCAAAACAUUGUUUACAUUUUCACUUGUUUUAUUGUUGCUGCUGUGAUGUAUGAUGAAGGGCAUAGUUAUAUUAAGACUAUAUAGAAGUAAAUCUUUUAGGAAAGCUUAAACAUUUCUAUGCUGGUAACCUUUUGAAUGUAAGCAGGUGUAAAUAUUUCAGACUUCAUUGCUGUAGACUGUUUAAGUAGUUGUGUAUCAUUUAAAAAAAGCUGUAUUUUUCUGUUUUAUUUGAGGUAUUAAACUAUGAACUUCA